This is a messenger RNA of Labrus bergylta (ballan wrasse), 2215 nucleotides long. RefSeq lists its product as uncharacterized. The record is from RefSeq and is a predicted model, not a curated record. Lineage: Eukaryota; Metazoa; Chordata; Actinopteri; Labriformes; Labridae. Gene Ontology annotation, biological process: iron-sulfur cluster assembly. Gene Ontology annotation, molecular function: 4 iron, 4 sulfur cluster binding; iron ion binding. Gene Ontology annotation, cellular component: mitochondrion.
ACCACGCGGGGGGGGGGUCCUCAUUUUCAAAACAAACAAAAUGGCGUCGCACAUGAGAUGGGGAAUUCGCCACUUGUUACGGGCAAGAAACACGGCUCACUUUAGGUUUCAAGAGAAGACCAGAAGCUCAUACCACUCUCAGUGCUCGACCCAGAGCCUCUCAAAACCUCUCCCUCGGCCCGGGGCAGGAACCACGCACUUCUCAAUAAGACUCCUGUCAAUCCAGACUCAGGACACUCCAAACCCAAGAAGCUUGAAGUUUCUUCCUGGAAAAGAUGUUCUAGGAAGUGGGACGCUUGACUUUCCCUCUCCAAGCUCUGCCGAGUGUUCAUCAUUAGCCAGGGACCUGUUUGAGAUCGAAGGAGUGAAAAGUGUGUUCUUUGGUCCUGACUUUAUCACAGUCACUAAAACAGACGAGGACGUUGAAUGGACGGACAUUAAGCGCCACGCUCUGGGUGCCAUUGCUAAGUUCUUUGAGAGUGGUGAUCCGAUAACAACGGGGGCAGUGCACAAUGAAAGCAGCCAUUCUGAAGAUGAUGAUGAUAUUGUUUCCAUGAUUAAGGAGCUUCUGGACACCAGAAUCAGACCUACAGUGCAGGAGGAUGGAGGCGAUGUCAUCUUUAAGGGGUUUGAGGAUGGUACAGUCAAGCUGAAGCUGGUUGGUUCCUGCACAGGGUGUCCCAGCUCUACUGUCACUUUGAAGAACGGUAUUCAGAACAUGAUGCAGUUUUAUAUUCCAGAAGUGGACAAUGUGGAGCAGGUGGAAGACGAAGUGGACGAAAUCAACGCAAAGGUUUUCACGGAGCUGGAGCGCAAAUUACAAGAUUAAAAAUGCAGUCAUGGAUUGCAUAAAAUGAAAAUGAUGCUCCACUGUGUAAACAAACACAACCAUAUAUUACCAUCACUAGUUCCCUCUCUAUCAUAAGAAAGAAGAGAGACAUUAUUAUCUGCUUUUUGUGUGCACACCAUAAACUGUUAACACUUCCAGCUGUAAUUUGUAUGUGAAUACUGUAUUACCAUGUCACCAAGAGCGGGUGAUACAGGAAAUUCCUGGAUCCUGAAAAAAAAGUUAUUCUUCUUGUCUGUCUAAAUUUUCUGCUCUGAUGCUUGUAAAUGUUUUGAUGUAUUUAUUUCUUAUAAAUAUUGUAUAUUUUGAAAUAAUAUUUUCAUAGAAGAUAUUGUGAAAGUCUUUGACAGUUGUCAUGGUCAUGCAGAAUGAUGAUCUGAUAGUAUUCCAGUUGUUGCUGCCAGAAAAUAGAAGAUAACCUUUUUUUUUUUUCUUGUGCAUCACCUUCAAUAUAACACAGUGUUUAACCUACACUUUUUCACAAGGCUGAAGUAGGUUAACCAUCUCAUGUCCUUACGAUCUGAAUGCUAUAUGUAUCUGCUUUGUGCUCUGCCUGAAAUGUACUGUAUCAAAUCAAAGUUCAAAGUUUGAAAGCAACUCUGUCGUGUGCUCACUAAUUUAUGACUACACUGCCCUACAAAGGCAAAAGGCAGUAACUUCAAUUAUUUCAUUUUUGGAACAUUACAGAUGUGCUUUAUUGUGUGGACAGAUAUCUUGAGUCAAUUGUGUUGUUGUUUUUUUAGAAAAUAGUAGGUUGUAUUUUCCUUAACUUCCAAAAGCCCUCGAGAAACCAAGGCAGAGUCCAGUAACAUCACUCAUCAGGGUCUUUGCCUUUGCAUUCCAAAAUGCUCAAACUGAGUUAAGGUCUUCUGCCUUUGUUUUGCUGCGGAUCAAAGUGAAGUUACUGUUUUACUGCAGAGGAUUAAUGUGUUAUGCCUUUGUUUUAAUAUCUGUCAUCAAGCACUUCUGACACACACAACAGCUUGACUAAAGUGUAGCAAAAAAAGUGUGUGGUUGUGUUAUUUUACAUGCAACCAAGUGAAAUACAGUAUCAAAUGGAAGUUAAUGCCUUUUGCCUUGGCAUGACCAGUUAUUAUUGUACAGGCAACGCAAAGGCAGAGUACCUUAACUUCCAAUAAUGGCCAAAGAUCAAGGCUAAAGAUUUUUAUGAACAUUAAUAAUCUCAAAGAAUUGCCUACAUUUCCAAUAUUCUGCCUGCAACUCAUUUGGCUGGACAACAAAAAGACUUUUAAAGUCAUUUUUCUCAGUUCUACACUCUGGAGAGUUAAGGUCUUUUGCCUUUGUAGGGCAGUACACACUUUAGUCCUCUGCUGGAAUAAAAAGCAAAUUAAAUGGCAUUUCAAACAG